AUGAGGCCGGCGCUCCGGUUAGCCGCUACCCCUCGUAGCGCAUCCGACGCAACGCGAUUCACAGCAACGACACUCCAUGCAACCUCUAAGACAGCUACGCCACCACCCCGGUUCACCCCUCCGAGGCCUGGCGCAGCAUCAUCAACACCAGGUGGCUUAGGUGGCUCCGGUGGGAGUGGAGAUGCCGGGGAUGCUCUCUUCGAAACUCCGGAGCAAAAGGUCGCCCGUCUCAGGGCAGCACACCAGAGGGCAAAGGCAGCACAGGUGUCGAAGUUUGACGCAGUGGUGGAUCACAGCCGACGUUUCUUUGACUCGGCGCAUAAGAUCACCGUUGUAGGCCUAAUUGGCUUUACCGUCGUCGCGGGCGUUGUCACAGCCUACACAGCCUAUGACAUGAUCCGGUACAACAAGAAGCGCGCCGCCGAAUGGGCCGAAGCACAAAUGAAGCUCGAGGCCAACAGCCUGGAAGCCGCCCGCAUCGCCUACAUGACCGGCAAAGCAACCGAAGAGCAAAUCACCCUGGUCGAGGAACAACUCGAGCGCGAGCGCGAAUCAGGCCGUCAGACCACCUUCUUUUCCAAUCUUAGCGUCCUCGGCAGCCCCGAACCCACCACCGCCUCCUCCUCGUCUACACCAUCAACCCCGCCUCAACCCCCCCAUUCCGUCACCGAGACCGUCUCCUGGCCACCAAAAGACGCCUCUCCAGACCAGCAGCAACCAGCCGACGCGCCGCAAGACCAACCCAAGACCUCAGUCUGGUCCUGGAUCACCUCGGGCCUCAAGACCGACGAAACCGACUCCUCCUCAUCCUCAAACUCAACCCCAUCCUCCGGAAACCAAUCAUCAAUACUUUCCACGUCCACGAGUGCGCUCCAGGCCAAAGCACAGUCAGCAUUGGACCAGGAGAAGGCAAACCAACAACGCGGCGGGCCAUUUGACAAAAUUGGUGGUGCCCCAGCGACUGAAGGGGCGGGCGAGACGGGGAAACAGGAUGAUAAGGGAGGGGAGAAGAAGAAGGGAUGGUGGUAA
Messenger RNA from Dichotomopilus funicola, 1029 nucleotides. RefSeq names its product cytochrome oxidase c assembly-domain-containing protein. Lineage: Eukaryota; Fungi; Ascomycota; Sordariomycetes; Sordariales; Chaetomiaceae. The record is from RefSeq and is a predicted model, not a curated record. Bases 1 to 1029 code for a protein of 342 amino acids. The transcript is spliced from 2 exons.